Diplodia corticola is the source of this 1044-nucleotide messenger RNA. RefSeq lists its product as uncharacterized. The transcript has a single exon. NCBI's taxonomy places the organism in Eukaryota, Fungi, Ascomycota, Dothideomycetes, Botryosphaeriales, Botryosphaeriaceae. Bases 1 to 1044 code for a protein of 347 amino acids. The record is from RefSeq and is a predicted model, not a curated record.
AUGCUUGCGCUGCUGCUGAGCAUCCGCAACCCCAAGACCAAGACCAAGACCAAGACAAAGACAAAGACCAAGACCAGUCUUCACCGUAUGUCGUCCAGCCUCACCACCCGUCACGCUGCCGAUCCGCCCGACAUCAAGCUACUGACGACUUCCAGCGACAAGCCGUGCAAAGCCAAUGCCACUGUGCGCCGCCGCGACCAACGUCGUCGCAUCCGCCGCCAGCUCACGUCAAUCAGCCCUACAAACGCCCAUCCCCAGAGACAGUCUCCGCUCUGGUCCAAGCUUCCUCCCGAGAUCCGCAACCAAAUCUUCACUCUCGCCGUUUCACAGCAUGUUGAUCUCACUCGCCCGUAUCCAGAGAACAGCUGGCACUUUCGCCCUGGCUACACCCACGCCUCUAACAUGUACACCGAUCUGCUAGCCACCUGUCGCCUGGCCUACUGGGAGGCUUCGGCCAUUCCCCUGUCCACUGCCACCCUGCCCGUGUGGGACGACCGCGGCCCUCCCGAUGCUCCACGCUGGCGCUUUGCAGAGUUCACCGCCAGGAACACGGCUCUGUUGAACCACGUUCACUUCUUCGUGCGCCGCCCCAACGGCCACUGGUACACGCCUCUGCCACAGUUCCGCCCCAAGCGCAUCACCAUCACCAUCCGCCACACCUCCUGGUAUGGCUGGCCCAACGACAAGCCGCUCAUGAUCUUGGACACGUGGCGCAGUGGUCUCUGCCCGCCCAAUACCAAGUUUCCGUCGUGUCUAAGAGAGCUGACCAUCGAGUUUGAGACGUUGAAGCGCAAGAGGGACCAGCUGAAUGACAUCAUCAACAAGAGGGCCUACAACUGGCGCUUUGCGCUGGAGGAUGGCACCGUUCUAUCUCCACUCGCCACCCCGCCGAAGUAUUCCGAAUGGACCGGUGCCGCCGACUUCGGUGGUGUCAAGUGGCGCUUGGCCCACGGAAACCGAGAUACUAUCGACUAUAUCGUCGUUGCCCUGACCUGGAAGCCAGGAAGCUCCGACCAUGGAGUGAAGAUGGUCGAGUCCGCUUGA